Messenger RNA from Fonsecaea nubica, 2256 nucleotides. RefSeq lists its product as hypothetical. Bases 1 to 2256 code for a protein of 751 amino acids. Gene Ontology annotation, biological process: post-translational protein modification. The record is from RefSeq and is a predicted model, not a curated record. NCBI's taxonomy places the organism in Eukaryota, Fungi, Ascomycota, Eurotiomycetes, Chaetothyriales, Herpotrichiellaceae. Gene Ontology annotation, molecular function: dolichyl-diphosphooligosaccharide-protein glycotransferase activity. The transcript is spliced from 5 exons. Gene Ontology annotation, cellular component: membrane.
AUGGCGGUCUCCACGCCUCUUGACCCUUUCCUCCGUGGAAGUACCAGCAAAAACACCCGGGGUCUCCUUCGAGUUAUUAUUCUCCUGACCAUUGCGGCCGCCGCAGUGUCAGCCCGUUUGUUCAGUGUAAUUCGUUUCGAAAGCAUUAUCCACGAGUUCGAUCCCUGGUUCAAUUUCCGUGCCACCAAAUAUCUGGUGAAGAAUGGCUUUUACAGCUUCUGGGACUGGUUUGACGACCGAACAUGGCACCCCCUCGGUCGAGUCACUGGCGGAACGCUCUAUCCAGGUCUGAUGGUAACAUCUGGUGUUAUCUACCACAUCCUCCGGCUUUUGUCCCUUCCUGUCGACAUACGGAACAUCUGCGUCCUCCUCGCUCCGGGGUUCUCUGGCCUUACAGCACUAGCAAUGUACCUCUUGACCUCCGAAAUGUCUUCUUCGCCAUCUGCAGGUCUUUUGGCUGCUGCCUUUAUGGGGAUCACUCCAGGUUACAUCUCAAGAUCCGUUGCCGGGAGUUAUGACAACGAGGCCAUUGCUAUUUUCCUCUUGGUCUUCACAUUCUUUCUCUGGAUCAAGGCUGUCAAAAACGGGUCUAUCAUGUGGGGAGCUCUGGCUGCCUUGUUCUACGGCUACAUGGUCUCUGCAUGGGGUGGAUACGUUUUCAUCACCAACUUGAUACCUCUUCAUGCUUUCGUCCUCAUCUUGAUGGGUCGAUACAGUUCCAGGCUGUACAUCAGCUACACCACCUGGUAUGCUCUCGGGACUCUGGCAAGCAUGCAGGUUCCGUUCGUGGGAUUCCUCCCCGUCAGGAGCAGUGAUCAUAUGGCUGCGUUGGGCAUUUUUGGUUUGUUGCAAUUGGUUGGCUUCUUCAAUUUCCUGCGGGACCAGCUCCCAGGCAAACAGUUUCAGACACUGCUGGUUGCCCUGGGUGGAACUAUCUUUGCUGUGAUGCUGUUGGCUCUCGUCACUCUCACUGUCUCUGGUGUCAUUGCACCCUGGAGCGGUCGAUUCUAUUCUCUCUGGGACACAGGGUAUGCAAAGAUACAUAUCCCCAUCAUCGCAUCCGUCUCGGAACAUCAACCCACGGCAUGGCCUGCAUUCUUCUUCGACCUCAACAUGCUCAUCUGGCUAUUCCCUGCGGGAGUCUACAUGUGCUUCCGCAAUCUGAAAGAUGAGCAUGUCUUUGUCGUUAUUUAUGCGGUCCUUGCCAGCUACUUUGCCGGAGUUAUGGUCCGACUCAUGCUUACCCUGACACCGGUGGUGUGCUGUGCUGCUGCGCUUGCUCUUUCACAUAUAUUAGACACCUACCUCUACAUCCCGUCACCCUCUGGAGAUGCAAAUGAUGGGAGCAACGGGUCUGUCAAGGCAAGCAAAAUCGCCGCCAACCCGUCACUACGGUCCACCAGAAACCCUCUCGUUGGCAUCUAUUCCGUUGUGUCGAAGUCGAUGAUCACGUCAAUGGUCACUGGUUUCCUACUUCUGUUUGUCGCUCACUGCACGUGGGUUACCUCGAAUGCCUACUCAUCACCUUCGGUCGUUUUGGCCUCAAGGUUACCGGAUGGGUCUCAACACAUUAUCGACGACUACCGAGAAGCUUACUACUGGUUGAGGCAAAACACACCCCAAGACGCAAAGAUCAUGUCAUGGUGGGAUUAUGGAUAUCAGAUUGGAGGUAUGGCCGACCGACCGACAUUAGUGGACAAUAACACUUGGAACAACACGCAUAUUGCGACUGUUGGAAAGGCCAUGAGCUCUCGAGAGGAAGUCAGCUACCCCAUCCUUCGCCAGCACGACGUUGAUUAUGUUCUGGUUGUUUUCGGAGGUCUAUUGGGAUACAGUGGUGACGAUAUCAACAAGUUUCUGUGGAUGGUAAGAAUCGCCGAGGGUAUCUGGCCUGAAGAGGUGAGAGAGCGAGAUUACUUCACUGCUCGCGGCGAAUACCGAGUCGAUGAAGAAGCCACGCCCACCAUGAAGAAUUCUCUCAUGUACAAAAUGUCGUAUUACAACUACAACAACCUCUUCCCAGCAGGCCAGGCGCAAGAUCGCGUCCGAGGUUCAUCUCUUCCCGCGCAGGGCCCGGAAUUGAGCACGCUCGAGGAAGCCUUUACCAGUGAGAACUGGAUCAUUCGCAUUUACAAAGUCAAGCCUCUGGAUAAUGUAGGGCGCGAUCACCAAAGUGCUACUGCCUUUGAAAAGGGCCACAAGAAGAAGAGGAAGACUGGGGCGAGAAAGGGUGCAAGGACUCUGAGAGUGGACUAA